GUGGAGGGCGACUGGGAUGAGCAUGAGCAUGAGGCGGAGGGGUCCACGGAAGAAGAAGGAGGUGAUGAUGAUGAUGACGGGGAUGGAGAGGAGGAGGAGGCGGACGGGGGUGCUGUCGGAGCGUACGGCGGCGCUGACGGCGGUGGCACAACGACCACAAACCGCCGUCGCCGCCGCCGUCGUCGUACGACUACAACGGGCAGGAGUCGAGGCCGUGGUCGAGGCCGUCGCAGCAGCGCCCGCGGUCGCAGUCGCGCCCGGGGUGGGGCCGCCGCCAGCCGCCGCCGUCGCCGUACGGCAGGCGGCGCCUCCGCCUCCGCCAGCGGUGCCGCUGCCGCUGCUGCUGCUACUCCCUCACGGGCCCUGCUCCGAGAGCAGCUGGGUAGCGCAGCCAGAGUGCGAGCGAGGACGGCAGCCAGCAUGGCAGCGGCAGGGGGGCGGGCAGGAGGAGGAGGGGGCGCGGCGGCGGCGGGGGGAGCAGCCGCUUUCCGAGGCGGCGGCGGCGGUGAUGCGGACGAGGAGGAUGACGUGCCGCUGGCUCAGCGGCGCACGGUUGCUAGGUUGCGGUUGUAUGUGGCAGACCAGCGGCGGGUGGAGCAGAUGCGGCAGCAGUGGCAGGCCAUGCGCGAGGAGGACCGGCAGCAUUUCGGACAGGCCACCCUGGCAGCCGAGUACCGCAGGAACCAGCAGCAGGGGCAGGGGCAGGGGCAGGAACGGGGUAACGCCGGUGGCAGCGGUGGCGCCGCCGGACCCGCCGCAGCAGCAGCAGGUCCCAGCGGUACGGCAACAGCGGUUGGAGCAGGAGCAGCGGCGGCGGCACGAGAGCGGGCGCUGCAGGCGCUUAGGGCCCAACGGGCGCAGGAGGCAGCUGCUGCGGCAAGAGGGUUGGCAGCUGGAAGCGGAGGAGGAGGAGGAGGAGGAGGGGGCGGAAGGGGUGGCGGACACGGUCACGGCACGGGUGCGUACGACAGGGUGGUGGAGGACGGCUCCGCUGCCGUACGACGUCAGCGGGGGGCCGCUGGCGGAGGCGGCGGCGGUGAUGGUGACGUGGAGGCGGCUGCCUGGCGUACCUUGGACCGCUUGCGUGGCGGCGGCAGCGGGGGUAGCAGUCGCGGCGGCAGCAGCGGCGGCGGCUCCCUUCUCGCUUCCUUGGCAAACGGCAGACGCGGCAUGCCCCCCGCCGGGGGGUCAGCGGCGGGUGCAGCCGCUGAUGGCGGCGGGGGAGGUAGUACGGGUGCUGUACGGGCUUACGGCACCACCGUCGCCACCUCCGCCGCUGGGGCGCCCUCCGCCGCUGAGCUGCUGCGGCGGCUGGGUCCGGGUGCGCUGGUGGGGGGCCUCAGCAGGCGGCAGCCGCCACCCCCGCACCCGGUAGCAGCUGUGCCGGGCGGGGCUGGGGCUGGUCUGAGUAGCAGCGCCCUAGGAGCUGCUGUCGGCGGCGGCGGGGGUAGUCCCGCACUGCCCCCACUGCUGCCAGCCUCCUACCUCGGGGGGGCCGGCGGCUGUACAUGCACAACCACCUCUUGCGGCGGCGGAGGUGGCGGAGGCGGUGGUGUGGGGACGACGGCACUCCCAGCGGCUUCAGCACACUUGGAUGUGCGGCCGCCUCCGCCGCCGGCAGUAGCAGCAGGGGCGACAUCCUCUGCAUGCUGCCUAGCAGCAACAGCAGCCGCACCGCCAGCACCCUCCUUAGCACCCCCACCGCUGGGGCUCCACCCUCCGCCACCUCCACCCCCCUCCCAGCGGACCUCCAUGCCCCCAUCAGCAG
Astrephomene gubernaculifera is the source of this 1768-nucleotide messenger RNA. The record is from the annotation of a GenBank genome assembly. NCBI's taxonomy places the organism in Eukaryota, Viridiplantae, Chlorophyta, Chlorophyceae, Chlamydomonadales, Astrephomenaceae.